Molecule: messenger RNA, 5323 nt
Organism: Delphinapterus leucas (beluga whale)
Lineage: Eukaryota; Metazoa; Chordata; Mammalia; Artiodactyla; Monodontidae
Source: RefSeq, a predicted model, not a curated record
CUCCUGUGCUCUGCCAGUGUCCGGCCGCAGGCCGGCCUUAGUGACUGGGGGCGGCGGGCCCGGGGCGGCGGGCGCGGGGCGGGCGGCGGGCGCGGGCUGUCUUCGUCGGGCCCCGAGCUCGCCUGGAGCGAGCAGCCGCCCGCGAGCCGCCGCGGAGCCUCCUCGCCCGCUCCCGCCGGCGAGCAAGAUGAUGUGCGAGGUGAUGCCGACCAUCAGUGAAGCAGAAGGCCCCCCAGGAGGAAGUGGGAGCCAUGGGUCCAGCUCCCCUUCACAGCCAGAUGCAGAUUCACAUUUUGAACAGUUGAUGGUCUCCAUGCUGGAAGAGAGGGACCGUCUCCUUGACACUCUGAGAGAGACCCAAGAAACGCUGGCAUUAACCCAGGGGAAGUUACACGAGGUUGGUCACGAAAGAGAUUCCUUGCAGAGGCAGCUCAAUACUGCGCUUCCACAGGAGUUUGCAGCACUUACUAAAGAACUAAAUGUAUGCAGGGAACAGCUCCUCGAAAGAGAAGAAGAAAUUGCUGAACUGAAAGCGGAAAGGAACAACACCAGGCUGCUGCUGGAACAUCUGGAGUGUCUGGUCUCGCGGCACGAGCGGUCCCUCAGGAUGACGGUGGUGAAGCGGCAGGCGCAGUCCCCGGCAGGCGUGUCCAGCGAGGUGGAAGUGCUUAAAGCGCUGAAGUCGUUAUUCGAGCACCACAAAGCCCUGGAUGAGAAGGUGAGAGAACGGUUACGAGUAGCACUUGAAAGGUGUAGUUUGUUAGAAGAAGAAUUAGGUGCCACACAUAAAGAGCUAAUGAUUCUUAAAGAACAGAAUAACCAGAAAAAGACACUAACGGACGGGGUGCUUGACAUAAACCAUGAGCAAGAGAACACGCCGAGCACGAACGGAAAGAGAUCUUCUGAUGGUUCUCUGAGCCACGAGGAAGACCUGGCUAAAGUGAUUGAGCUCCAGGAAGUCAUAGACAAGCAGUCAAGGGAGCAGAGCCAGAUGAAGGAGCGCCUGGCCGCCCUGUCCAGUCACGUGACAGAGCUGGAGGAAGAUCUGGACACGGCCAGGAAAGACCUCAUCAAAUCUGAGGAAGUGAACACAAAGUUGCAACGGGAUGUCCGUGAAGCCAUGGCCCAGAAGGAAGACAUGGAAGAGAGGGUCACGACUCUGGAGAAACGCUACCUCGCGGCACAGCGUGAAGCCACCUCCGUGCACGACCUCAACGAUAAACUGGAAAAUGAAAUUGCAAAUAAGGAGUCUGUGCAUCGACAGACUGAGGAUAAAAACCGCCAGUUGCAAGAGCGCCUGGAGCUGGCGGAGCAGAAGCUGCAGCAGACCCUGCGGAGAGCGGAGACCCUCCCCGAGGUGGAGGCGGAGCUGGCCCAGCGGGUGGCCGCGCUCUCCAAGGCCGAAGAGAGACACGGCAACAUCGAGGAGAGGCUGCGCCAGAUGGAGGCACAGUUGGAGGAGAAGCACCAGGAGCUGCAGCGGGCAAGGCAGAGAGAAAAAAUGAACGAAGAACACAAUAAACGUUUAUCAGACACUGUUGACAAGCUUCUUUCAGAAUCUAACGAGAGGCUUCAGCUUCAUCUUAAAGAGAGAAUGGCAGCUCUGGAAGAUAAGAAUUCCCUCCUACGAGAAGUUGAAAAUGCAAAAAAGCAAUUAGAAGAAAUGCAACAUGAUAAGGAUCAGCUCGUACUAACCCUGGAAGCCUUGAGAGCUGAACUGGACCAGACGGGGCUGAGAGGGGCUCCCCUACACCACAGCCGACCCCACUUGGGCAGCGUCCCAGAUUUCAGGUUCCCCGUGGCAGACGGGCCCUCGGACUCCUUCAGCAGCAGCGCGGUGUUGCGACGCCCGCAGAAAGGCCGGCUGGCAGCGCUGCGCGACGAGCCUUCCAAGGUGCAGACCCUGGACGAGCAGGACUGGGAGCGCGCGCGGCAGGCCAGCGUGCUGGCUCACGUGGCGCAGGCGUUCGAGAGCGGCGCGGACGUGCCUGAUGGCGCCGGCGACGGGGACACGCUCUUCAGCUCGGCCACUCUGCUGUCACCCAGCGGGCAGGCCGAUGCCCAGACCCUGGCCAUGAUGCUUCAGGAGCAGCUGGACGCCAUCAACAAAGAGAUCCGGCUGAUUCAAGAAGAAAAGGAGAGCACGGAGCAGCGGGCGGAGGAGAUUGAGAGCAGGGUGGGCAGUGGGAGCUUGGACAGCCUUGGUCGUUUUCGAUCAGUGAGCUCCAUCCCCCCGUACCCUGCUUCCUCUCGGGCCAGCUCUUCCCCUCCCAGCAGCGGGCGGCCCACCCCUCGAAGGGCCCCGCACAGCCCGGCAAGGGAAGUGGACAGACUAGGCGUCAUGACUCUGCCUAGUGAUUUAAGGAAGCAUCGUAGAAAGCUGCCAGCUUCCCGAGAAGAGGUACGAGACGACAAGACGACCAUCAAAUGUGAAACCUCACCCCCCUCCUCCCCACGAUCCCUUCGGCUGGACCGGCUGCACGCAGGGGCGCUGCACACAGCCAGCCACGAGGACAUCAGGGACGCACGCAACUCGACAGGCUCGCAGGACGGCCCCGCGAGCAACCCCAGCAGUAGCAGCAGCAGCCAGGACUCGCUGCACAAAGCCCCCAAGAAGAAGGGCAUCAAGUCCUCUAUCGGCCGCUUGUUCGGCAAGAAAGAGAAGGGCCGGCCUGGGGCCCUGGGCAAGGAGUCGCUGGGACAAGCUGUUAUUUCAGAGACAGAAAACUCAUCUCAAGAUGCCUUGGGACUCAGCAAAUUGGGAGGACAGGCUGAAAAAAAUCGUAAACUUCAAAAAAAGCAUGAAUUGCUCGAAGAAGCCCGGAGACAAGGCUUACCCUUUGCACAGUGGGACGGGCCAACUGUUGUCGUCUGGCUAGAGCUCUGGGUCGGGAUGCCGGCCUGGUACGUGGCUGCUUGCCGAGCCAACGUGAAGAGCGGGGCCAUCAUGUCCGCCCUGUCGGACACGGAGAUCCAGCGCGAGAUCGGCAUCAGCAACCCUCUGCACCGGCUGAAGCUGAGGCUGGCGAUUCAGGAGAUCAUGUCCCUGACAAGUCCAUCAGCCCCUCCUACGUCAAGAACGACCACAGGAAAUGUCUGGUUAACACACGAGGAGAUGGAGACGCUCACGGCCACGCCCCAGACGGAAGAUGAGGAGGGAAGCUGGGCUCAGACGCUGGCAUACGGGGACAUGAACCACGAGUGGAUCGGCAACGAGUGGCUGCCCAGCCUGGGCCUCCCGCAGUACCGGAGCUACUUCAUGGAGUGCCUCGUGGACGCACGGAUGCUCGACCACUUGACCAAGAAAGACCUUCGCGGGCAACUGAAAAUGGUUGAUAGUUUCCACAGAAACAGUUUCCAGUGUGGAAUUAUGUGCCUGCGAAGGUUAAAUUAUGACCGGAAAGAACUGGAAAGAAAAAGAGAAGAAAGCCAGAAUGAACUAAAAGAUGUGCUUGUUUGGAGCAAUGAUCGAGUGAUUCGCUGGAUCCUCUCCAUUGGUCUCAAGGAAUACGCAAACAAUCUCGUAGAGAGCGGUGUGCACGGCGCCCUUCUGGCCUUAGACGAAACCUUCGACUUCAACGCGCUGGCCCUCUUGUUACAGAUCCCCACGCAGAACACACAGGCUCGUGCUGUCUUGGAAAGAGAGUUUAACAACCUUUUGGUCAUGGGGACCGACAGAAGGUUCGAUGAAGAUGAUGAUAAAAGCUUUAGGAGAGCACCUUCUUGGAGAAAAAAAUUUAGACCAAAGGAUGUUCGUGGCUUAGCUGCUGGGUCAGCAGAGACUCUCCCCGCAAACUUCCGGGUCCCGUCCUCUCUGUCCUCGCCCUCUGUGCAGCCAAAGAAGAUGCAGCUGGACGGCAGCGUGGCGGGAGCGCAGAGGCUGGACUCCGCUGCAGUCAGGACUUACUCCUGCUGAGCCGACGCCGUUUACCCACACUACUUCUACAGGUGAUUACGCAGCAUUUUGAAUCCAGCGAAGACUACAUUUUGAGCUCAAUGGAAUCUUUAAUCUGUUAAUACUUGUUAUAUGGACCCUAAGAUAUUUUAUUACAGAGUUUUUAAUUAGUGAAAAAUUCAUGAAUACCAUAGAGAAAAUAUUUUAGAAUUUAAUGUUUCUUAUAUUUAUGUAAACUUAUGACUUCAUUUAUAUAGUUACUUACUUUUUCAUGUAUAUCCAGGCUAUAAAUAUCCUUUCAGAUCAAUUCAUGUUCUUAUAUCUGAUUUUAGUCUUUCAAAGGAAUGUACUGUAAUGCUUGUAUGUAUAAAUCCUAUGAACAAAUAUAGGGCUUUUGUAAAUGAUGCCUUUAUUGUAAUUAUUCUUGUUUAAUUUUUUAAUGAUAAACCAUGACAGAGAAAAGGAUUUUACUGCGUUUGUAAAAUCAUCAUGACACAGUGUGCAGUAUCCCUUACAAAAUGUAACCUGGCCCUACAACAGUCAUUUUGAAAGAAGCCAACUUACCUUCAAGCAAUUGUUGUAUUUUAAUGACUGACCUUAGCUGUCCUUUUUCUAGCAAGAAAUGCUUUACUCUGUAGCGUGAAGAGAUUAAAAAUACGGGGUGUUAAACAGCAGCUUCUAAUCAGAUUUGGACUGAAGGGGUCAGAACGCUCUGAAAACCCCUUCGGACCGGCGGGGAGCUCUCCCGCAGCCGGGCCUCUGUGGAUCCGGACACCUCGUCUCGGGCGGCUGGCAGAAGCCGCGAGCUGGGGGAAGAGCGACUCCGGUGGGGGGGUGGGGCCUGGGCCCCCUUCCCCGCCCCCCUCCUGGGAAGCCGGGUCAAGGGCGCCGACUCUUAGAGGACCAAUCACGAAGCGCUGCACUCCCGGAGGAGACACUGGCGCACGCGGGAGGUGGAGGCACUGAGAUGCUGAGAAUAACGUAGUGCGGCUCUAAUCAAGGCCUUAUUUUUCUGAUGUAAAUCAUCCUUUUACAUUUGUCUGUAAACAUGUUUAAAGAAUGGACCUAGUCGUACAUUUUUAGAUUUUGACGAUAUAGCCAUUUUGGAUUGUAUAAGUAGCAAAUGUAACUUUUACUUUUUAAAUGGCAUAUUAAAAGGCCAGCAAGAGAUGUGUUCAGAUCAUGGUGCAUUAUUUAUUACACAGCUGAUGUACCGGUAGACAGAGAUGGCGUGUCUUUUUGCAUUCGGGCUCUGCCUUUAAUUUACUUGUACAGUUCGCUGUUACCGUUCUGUUUUUCUAUUCAUCUUUUGUGAACUUCCUGAUUAUGUAACAAAGUAUGUACAGUCUACUUUUGAACUAUUUUUAUCACAGUAUUAUUUAUUGCUUUCUUUCAAUAAAAUACUGAAGCAGAAUUUUCCACUGCCAA